ACUACAUUUAAUCAAUCCGUUCACUCAACCUCUCACCAUUUGUUCAUACCAGUCACCAACUUUACCUCAGAUGAUACACAAUUACUCUCCAACCUGAGCUCAAAGACAACUGAGUUUAAAGAGUACCCGGGAUAUUUUGAGAACUUCACGUACUUUUAUCUCAAUAGUUCACGUGUGUCGGACAUUUCUAGCCAGUAUUCGAUCCCGGGUACGUCCGUGUGUUCAGGUGAUGUUGACCUGUUGGUGAUGAUUAUGAGCGUUAAACAGCACAGUGACUGGAGGCUACUCAUACGUCAGACAUGGGCGUCACCAAUUUACGAUAACUCCUGGAGCCAAAAAGGUUUGGUUCGAUUGGUCUUUUUCUUCGGGAAUGAAGGCUUCACAGAUGUAGAGAAUCUUGAAUUGUACAACGAAUCCAAACUUUAUGGGGACAUCGUUGUGGCAAGUUUUAAAGACAGCUACGGGAACUUGUCAUUAAAGUUAGCCACGGCUUUGACUUGGGCGUCCAAACAUUGUCCACAUGCUAAAUUUGUCGCUAAAGUGGAUAUGGAUACCUUUGCUCAUCUUCAAGUACUGUUAAAACUUCUUCAGUCUCUAGCGUACAACUACACUAACUUUAUAGUUGGGUACCAGCAUGGGUACGAUAAGCCUUUUGUAGUGCGAGAUGGAAGAUGGGCUGUACCAAAAGACGUGUACGCAUAUUCCUACUUCCCUAAGUACAUCUACGGACAUUCCUACGUGAUAUCUGGUCCCGCUGUUCAUAAAAUGGCUGCGAGUUUUCCCUUUGUUCACAUCGUUCCCAACGAGGACGCGUUCAUCACAGGCAUCAUGGCCGUCACGUUAAACAUCACUAGACUGGGGAACUCGGCUUUUGCCUUCGGUGGACAAAAGUACACGUUUUGUGACCUGGUGUACAGACGGUACGCGACCACCAUGUACAACGUCAAGUAUAUGAAGGAAUUAUGGGAUGCCAUGUUGUCAGGAAACUGUACGGAGACGCCAAUUACUUAGAUCCAAUAAAACCCCGAGAUUAAAUAAUAAAACCAUAUGACUUGAAGCUAAUUAUGGUACAUUGGACAAAGAUACUUAACCAUAAAGCUUAAAAGCUUAACCCGUGUGUUAACUAUACCGCUUACUACCAACUUAUCAAUAAUCCAAAGUUUGCGCUAACCCUAAACCAAAGUCUUUGAUGUGUGUAAUGUUUUAUUUAAAUUGUGUACAUGAUUGCUCAAUGUAAAUAUUUAUGCCUGUAUGAUUGGUACACGCAAGCACUUGAAUUAAUAUUUGCAAACAUCUGUUGAAUAUUUGAAUCCUUGCA
Messenger RNA from Physella acuta, 1318 nucleotides. Its product is annotated as lactosylceramide 1,3-N-acetyl-beta-D-glucosaminyltransferase-like. Gene Ontology annotation, cellular component: Golgi membrane. The record is from RefSeq and is a predicted model, not a curated record. Gene Ontology annotation, molecular function: hexosyltransferase activity. Lineage: Eukaryota; Metazoa; Mollusca; Gastropoda; Physidae. Gene Ontology annotation, biological process: protein O-linked glycosylation.